AUGGGAAUGGAAUGGGCCACCAAGAAUAUCAUCAUCAGCACUUUUAUCCUCAUCAUCAAGUACGGCCGCCGCCACCACCACCGCCUGGAUACCAACCUCCCUAUCCUGUGCAACAACCCUAUCCACCACCACUACAACCACAGCCAUAUCCACCACCAUCGCCUGGAUACCAGCACCCUUAUCCUAUGCCUCCUCCUUAUCCUAUCCCUCCUCCUUAUCCUAUGCCUGCUUAUCCCCCAUACCCACACCCACCCCAAGAACCAGAUCGUCCGCCGGCUCCUAAACCAGAUCCAUGCCCUGUGA
Messenger RNA from Penicillium robsamsonii, 303 nucleotides. RefSeq lists its product as uncharacterized. Bases 1 to 303 code for a protein of 100 amino acids. The transcript has a single exon. The record is from RefSeq and is a predicted model, not a curated record. NCBI's taxonomy places the organism in Eukaryota, Fungi, Ascomycota, Eurotiomycetes, Eurotiales, Aspergillaceae.